Oncorhynchus keta (chum salmon) is the source of this 3621-nucleotide messenger RNA. Its product is annotated as sodium/potassium-transporting ATPase subunit beta-1-interacting protein 1-like. The record is from RefSeq and is a predicted model, not a curated record. The transcript has 8 exons. Bases 803 to 1420 code for a protein of 205 amino acids. NCBI's taxonomy places the organism in Eukaryota, Metazoa, Chordata, Actinopteri, Salmoniformes, Salmonidae. Gene Ontology annotation, biological process: regulation of sodium ion transport.
CCAUGCGGUCGCGCGCACGCGAUCGGUAGGAUUCCGGGGGCCGUGUUAGAACUACUUUGAAAUUACAUUCUUCCUUCCUCCUACGUUCUUCUCCUUGAGGUUAUAAUUGAUUUGACAAAGUUUGAAAAGUAAAAUCAAUCUAGUGGCAUCACCUACUCUCACAUAUCUAAUCAUGUAAGAUCAGUGAUCGCCACAAGGAAGGAAAGAAGGAUUUUGAAAGUUCAAUCUCGAACACGGCCCAGUUCCUCUGGAACGAGGGGGAUUUGCGCUGCCGCGUGCUCGCGCACGCCCCAGCAGGCACCACCGAUUGUUGACAAAGACGCCGCGAGACGGAGAAGAGAGCCCGAGCCUUGGUUUUAAGCCACCGGAGGACUACGGUUGAAGACUCCGUCCGUUUACCGAGAACGAGGAAGGAGCGCGAGCGUCUUGAAAAUCAACCUCUCCCCCUCCUUUCGCCAUCAACCUGAAGGUGUGGCCGGAUCGAGGCGAUUCAGCAAUAGUGUCUUUGCUUUAAACAGUUGUCGGACUGGCGCGUGAAGAAGAGAUCCCCCCGGGUAACCACAUGCACCUUUACAUACCGACAGAAUGAUCACAGUGGGCCGGGAUGGGUUGGUGUCGGUGUAAUUAACGUCAGUCUCAAGGAGUCUUCCAUACCUAGAAGAACCAGGAGGACGGGGUUCAGGCGAGGUCCGGCCGGGCAUGGUGUGAGCUGAAUCGGGCAGCCAGUCUGGGUCUGACCGGUGACCACCCGUCCUUUCCCCGGAGCCUGCGUGGCCCCAAGCCACGUCCAGAGCCCUCCAAGAUGGGGAAGUGUGACGGGAGAGUUACACUGGUGGCGAUAUGUUCACUGCAGCUGAUGGCAGCGCUCCAGAGACAGGUGUUUGACUUCCUGGGCUACCAGUGGGCUCCUAUCCUGGCCAACUUCCUCCACAUCAUGGUCGUCAUACUGGGGAUCUUUGGAACAGUGCAGUUCAGAUCCCGCUACCUCAUACUGUAUGCUGUGUGGUUGGUGCUGUGGGUGGGAUGGAACUCCUUCAUCAUCUGUUUCUACCUUGAGGUGGGACACUUGUCUCAGGACAGGGACAUCCUGAUGACGUUCAACACGUCGCUGCAUCGGUCCUGGUGGAUGGAGCACGGCCCUGGUUGCCUAGUAACGCCGGUGUUGGACUCCCGCAUCGCCCCCGACGACCACCAUGUCAUCACAGUCUCUGGCUGUCUCCUUGACUACCAGUACAUUGAGGUGCUGAGUGCCGCGCUACAGGUUCUACUGGCUCUCUUUGGCUUUGUGUAUGCCUGCUAUGUGAGCAAAGUCUUCCAGGAUGACGAGGAUAGCUUUGAUUUCAUUGGUGGCUUUGAAUCCUAUGGUUACCAGCCUCCUCAGAAGACCUCACACCUCCAACUGCAGCCCCUCUACACGUAGGGCCGGGUAGGGGAAGGAGGCGCCCCCAUCAGACCACACCUCAGCGGUGAAGCUGUCGCCUUGGGAACAGAGCACUCACUCUGCGUGUCACAGUACAACUGAAAGAUGGACUCACCUGUGUGUGUAUGUGAGACCGUGUAUGUGUAUGGUAAUCGAGGGUAAACUGACUGAUACCCCUGAGGUGAAUGUACAGAGGACAGGGUGGAACCAGCCAUUCUAUGAGAGGUGGGGAGGGGGGGGGACACUGGGCUUUGUCACUUGUUAAUGGACACGGAGGAUAUUGAGAGGACACUCUGCACCUGCUGGCUCUUUGCACUCCUAGGACCCUGUGUGUGUGUGUGUGUAGUUCUAAAGGACUAGCUGAAUGACCUCUGGACUAUUGUGGGAGGGGCCUCAAGUCACAUGGGGCACGGCUCUUCCAUGUUGUCAUUUUAGAAUGUGAGGUCAUAAUAGAACAGUCGUACCCCCAAUCCCCAAUCUUGUCCCUAAUUUUGUUGUGACAGGGUGACCCUGUGUACUCACAAUCACAGCAAAAAAGCAGAAGUUGGUUUGUCGUGAUUGUGUGUACACUGCACCAAUUUUAAGGAUUGGGCUUUAGUGUCUCUGGGGAAAGAUGUGGGGAUUCUGUGCAUGUAAAUAUCCGGCUGAUUGGUUGUUUUGGUUUUGGGGGUGGGGAGGGGGUUGUGUAGCCACGCCCCAUUUACAUUUCUCCUCACCUUUUUCACGACCAAGAAUCGUCCUUGAUGACUUUAGAAAUGCUUCCUCCCUUACACACCUUACUACCCUUUCUUCUGUUAUUCUCCCCUCUCUCCACUUCAUUCACUCCUUCCUUUCUUCUAUUAUUCUCCCCCCUCUCCACUUCAUUCACUCCUUCCUUUCUUCUAUUAUUCUCCCCCCUCUCCACUUCAUUCACUCCUUCCUUCCUUCUAUUAUUCUCCCCCUCUCCACUUCAUUCACUCCUUCCUUUCUUCUAUUAUUCUCCCCCCUCUCCCACUUCAUUCACUCCUUCCUUUCUUCUAUUAUUCUCCCCCUCUCCACUUCAUUCACUCCUUCCUUUCUUCUAUUAUUCUCCCCCUCUCAACUUCAUUCACUCCUUCCUUUCUUCUAUUAUUCUCCCCCUCUCCACUUCAUUCACUCCUUCCUUUCUUCUAUUAUUCUCCCCCUCUCAACUUCAUUCACUCCUUCCUUUCUUCUAUUAUUCUCCCCCCUCAACUUCAUUCACUCCUUCCUUGCUUCUAUUAUUCUCCCCCUCUCCACUUCAUUCACUCCUUCCUUUCUUCUAUUAUUCUCCCCCCUCUCCACUUCAUUCACUCCUUCCUUUCUUCUAUUAUUCUCCCCCCUCUCCACUUCAUUCACUCCUUCCUUUCUUCUAUUAUUCUCCCCCCUCUCCACUUCAUUCACUCCUUCCUUUCUUCUAUUAUUCUCCCCCCUCUCCACUUCAUUCACUCCUUCCUUUCUUCUAUUAUUCUCCCCCCUCUCCACUUCAUUCACUCCUUCCUUUCUUCUAUUAUUCUCCCCCCUCUCCACUUCAUUCACUCCUUCCUUUCUUCUAUUAAUCUCCCCCCUCCACUUCAUUCACUCCUUCCUUUCUUCUAUUAAUCUCCCCCCUCUCCACUUCAUUCACUCCUUCCUUCCUUCUAUUAUUCUCCCCCCUCAACUUCAUUCACUCCUUCCUUCCUUCUAUUAUUCUCCCCCCUCAACUUCAUUCACUCCUUCCUUCCUUCUAUUAUUCUCCCCCCUCAACUUCAUUCACUCCUUCCUUCCUUCUAUUAUUCUCCCCCCUCAACUUCAUUCACUCCUUCCUUCUAUUAUUCUCCCCCCUCAACUUCAUUCACUCCUUCCUUCCUUCUAUUAUUCUCCCCCCUCAACUUCAUUCACUCCUUCCUUCUAUUAUUCUCCCCCCUCAACUUCAUUCACUCCUUCCUUCUGUUAUUCUCCCCCCUCAACUUCAUUCACUCCUUCCUUCCUUCUAUUAUUCUCCCCCCUCUCCACUUCAUUCACUCCUUCCUUUCUUCUAUUAAUCUCCCCCCUCUCCACUUCAUUCACUCCUUCCUUUCUUCUAUUAAUCUCCCCCCUCUCCACUUCAUUCACUCCUUCCUUUCUUCUAUUAUUCUCCCCCCUCUCCACUUCAUUCACUCCUUCCUUUCUUCUAUUAUUCUCCCCCCUCUCCACUUCAUUCACUCCUUCCUUUCUUCUAUUAA